ACGGACGCCGUGUCACAGCGCGAUGUGGCUACAUUAGGUCCGCGACAUAGUGUCCCAGCGACAUAGUAUCCUAGAACCCAUAUUGAUACUCGACGAGGCCCCAACACGAAGCUUGGAGACUCCUGUGAAGCUUUGGUGUCCGGUUUCCAUCCCAGAACAACCUCAUUACACAUCAUCCUAGGCCUGUGAAGUACCCAGGAUGGCACCACAAGAAACUUCGGCCGGUGGGAGAGAGGAAGCUCCUCCUCGACGGCUGAAGAUUAAGAUCAACAAUAGAUAUUAUACGAUUGGAUCAGAAGUUUCUAAGACGAUGCCCCUAAUAGACUUCUUGAGAGAGCAAGUAAAGCUGCCAGGAACGAAAGUCCUUUGCAGGGAAGGAGGCUGCGGUGUCUGUACAGUUGUGGCGACUGCACCUGAUCCCGAGCAUGAGGGAGCUUAUAAGACCUUCAGCGUUAAUGCAUGUCAACUUUUGGUUUAUACCUGCGCUGGUUGGUCCAUUGAGACAGUGGAGUACCUAGGGAACCGCUAUGAUGGAUAUCACACGCUCCAAAAAGCUCUAACAGGCUUUUAUGGAACUCAGUGUGGUUACUGUUCCCCAGGAAUGAUCAUGACGAUGUAUGGACAGUUGAAAUCUUCAGGGUCGCUCACGGCAGCUCAAGUAGAGGAAUCCUUGGACGGAAACCUCUGCCGUUGCACUGGCUAUCGCCCCAUUCUCGAUGCCUUUAAAUCCCUUGCUGAGGACGGAGACCAAUGCUUGAAGGACAAACUUGUUGAUAUUGAGGAAGCAAAUAAAGCAAAGUGUCCCAAGACUGGCAAUAUCUGUAAGGGCAAGUGCGAAUCUAGCAAAGAGGAAAAUGAAUCAAGUUGUAAAAAUAAACAUAAGGACCACAAUGAUGCCGACCCCAUAGAAGAGGAGCUUGAAUUUACAGAUGGUGGAAUCCAGUGGUACCGACCUCUCACCCUUGUGGGAGUAAAGAAUGCCUUGAAGAAAAUCGGAAGCGACGAAAAGUAUUGCAUUGUCGUAGGGAACACUGGACAAGGUGUCUACAAAGAGGAUGGUCCCUAUACAACGUACAUCAGCACAAAUGGAGUAAAGGCUCUCUAUAAUAUCACAAUUGGGGAGCCACUUGUCCUUGGAGCUAACGUUACCCUCAGUCGCGCAAUUGAGGUGUUCCAACAUGUUGCCAACACGUAUCCUAACUACAGGUACUUGGAUACCAUCGUGCGACACUGGAAGCUUGUGGCAAAUGUAUCAGUGCGGAAUACAGGAAGCUGGGCAGGCAACCUUAUGCUGAAGCACAAGCACCCUGAAUUUCCAUCAGAUAUCUUCCUAACACUGCUAGCUGCUGAUGCCCAGUUGACGCUGAUUGAUGCUGACACAAAUGACACAACACAGGUGGAUCUCGAGACUUUCCUGCAGACAGAUAUGUCGAAGCGUCUCAUCACCUCCGUGAUUUUACCACCUAUGGCUCAGGGCACUGAGUUCCGUACAUAUAAGAUCACUCCAAGAACUGUGAAUGCACAUGCAUAUGUUAAUGCGUGUUUCAAAAUAAAAGUAGAUCCAGAUGAUGGGUUUAAGGUUACUGAGACUCCCACAAUAUUAUAUGGAGGAAUACAUCCCAAUUUUAUUCAUGCAAAGCAGACUGAAUCAUUCUUGAUGGGUCGCAGUUUAAUGGAAGUCCCAGCCAUUAUAAAAGCUGCGAAAAUCCUAGGUAAGGAGGUGAAGCCUGAUGCCAAGCCACAGGACGCAUCACCCCAAUACAGGAGGUCGUUGGCUCAGAGCCUUUUGUAUAAGACAAUCGUCUCAAUCCUCGGCGACAAAGUAAGCAGUGAGAUUACCAGUGCUGGGACUGUGCUGGAGAUCAUGGCCAGAGAGGCUGUGUACCUCGACGACAUUCCUACACUCCCCGGGGAACUGCAUGGUGCCUUUGUGCAGACAAAAUAUGCAAAAGCCAAGUUGAAAUCGACUGAUGCAUCUCCGGCAUUGGCAGUGCCCGGUGUUGUUGCUUACAUCACUGCGAGGGAUAUUCCUGGAAGAAACACAUUCUACUCAGGAGGAGGAACCGACCCUGUUUUUGUGGAGGAGCAAGUGAAUUAUGCAGGCCAGGCAAUAGGUCUUGUUGUAGCCAAGGAUCGUGAAACUGCUGUCAGAGCGGCCAAACUCGUCACAGUUGAAUAUGAAGAAAUUGAAAAGCCCACACUCACGAUUGACGAAGCCGUGAAGCAAGGGCGAGAGGAAUUGGCAGUCAAUUUCAUGACAGGGAAGCGUGAAGCACAAACAUUGGGGGAUAUUGAGGAGGGCUUUAAGAAAGCUAAGAACACGUUGAAAGGGGAGCUGCAUCAGGGAAGUCAGUUCCACCUGACUAUGGAGGCCAUUGCUGCCCGCGUCGUCCCAAUAGAAGAUGGGUAUGACGUGUUUAGCACAACACAGUGGCCAACACAGACCCAGUCAACAGUGGCAGAGGUGUUGGAUAUCCCUGCACAUAGCAUAAAUGUAUCAGUAAGACGCAUUGGUGGUGGAUAUGGUGGCAAAAUUACCCGACAGCAUGUCGUGUCUUCAGCGGCAGCUGUAGCAUCACGGAAGCUAAGAUGUCCUGUGAGGAUUGUUGUUGACCUCAAUACACACAUGAGUCUUGUGGGAUGGCGAGAACCCUAUCUCUCAAAGUACGAGGUUGGUUUUGAUGACGAAGGCAAGUUCCAGGCUCUCAAGGUGGAAAUGUACUCAGAUGCAGGCCAUGUGCCCAAUGAGUCCUCGGUAGGAUUCCUUGGAGGUCCUGUCCAGAACGGCUACCAUAUCCCCAGUCUGCUCUUCAGGCCAGUUAUUGUUCGUACUGAUACAGCCGCCAACACCUGGUGUCGAACCCCAGGUACUGUUGAGGCCCUGGCAACCAUUGAGAACAUAAUAGAGCACAUUGCCAACUUUCUUAAAAAGGACCCUCUAGAAGUGCGUCUUCUGAAUAUGGUCGAGCCUGAAGUGCCACGCCUCAUGGCACCCCCUCUUGAGAAGAAUGUGAUCAAGGAUGACAUAAUUCCAUUACUCAAGCAGAAGGCCAUGUAUGAACAGAGGAAGGAAGAGGUGGAAGCCUUCAAUAAGGCAAAUCGCUGGAAGAAGAGAGGCCUGUCCGUUGUGCCCCUUUGGUAUGGUUACAACUACCCUUCCAUGUUUCGGUAUGGAAUCCAGGUCUCCAUCUAUGAGCAUGAUGGUACAGUAGCAGUGACUCAUGGUGGUAUUGAGAUGGGACAAGGUAUCAAUACCAAGGUGGCUCAAGUAGCGGCACACGCUUUGGGCAUUCCUAUUGAAAAGGUAAUCAUCAAGGCUUCCGAUACAACUGUUGGUGCGAAUUCUACUGUAACAGGAGGAUCAUUUGGAACAGACAUUUGCUGCCAUGGCACAAAGGUAGCCUGUGAAGCUCUCCGUGAGAGGAUAGACGCAAUCAAAGGCGAGGAGUUGAAGAAAGACUCAGAGAAAGAGAUGUCAUGGGAGCAGCUCAUCAAGAUAUGUCACCUUAGGGAUGUGGACUUAUGUGAACGCUAUUGGACUGCCGGAAAGGAACAUCCUCAGCGCUAUGACAUAUGGGCUGCCUGUUGCCUCGAAGUCGAAAUUGACGUCCUCACUGGACAGUAUUUGCUCCGUCGUGCAGAUAUCGUUGAGGACUGUGGGAAAAGCAUGAACCCUUUCGUUGACAUCGGACAAGUGGAGGGAGCCUUUAUCAUGGGUGUUGGUCUCUACACGUCUGAGCUGGUGAAGUUCGACGUGGAAACGGGAGUAAAGCUCUCUAAUGGAACGUGGGAAUACAAACCACCAACAGCGCUGGAUAUUCCUGUUGACAUGAGGGUGACUCUCCUGCCUAAUGCGUCGAACCCUUAUGGCGUCUUGAACUCCAAAGCCACCGGUGAGCCAGCUCUCUGCUUCUCAUAUGUGGUAGUCACUGCCCUCCGCCAUGCCAUUGCAGCUUUCAGAGCAGAGAAUGGAAACGAAGACUGGUUUGAAAUGCACACACCGCUGACAGUGGAAAAGGUCCAACAGCUGUGCGGCGUUCGACCAGAGCAGUUCCGGCUCUCCAAGCGCGAUGGGGAGACCUGUCCUGAAGACUUCCAGAUGAUUGACAAAGAUGAGGUUCCAGCUGUAGCGGAAAGUGAUGAGGGCAGCGCAUCUUGUUCCAUGAAUUGAGGAGGAUCGGAAAAGGAAAAGGAAGGGAGAACAGAGAGGGAGGUGGUUGUGAAGAAUCAACUUUCCUUUGAUUUUUGUCCUCUGUUGUUAUUCAAGGUUGUUGUAGUUAGUGUUACUGAAUAUUAUUAUAAUGUCGAUGUUAAUUUACACAAUCGUGUUGGAUAUAUGUCUUAGAAUUAGAUUAAUAAUAAUAAUAUUAAUAUAUAUACAUAUAUGUAUAUAUAUAUAUAUAUAUAUAUAUAUAUAUAUAUAUAUAUAUAUAUAUAUAUAUAUAUAUAUAUAUAAAUAUAUAUAUGAUAUGUAUAUGUAAAACUUUUUUGUGAUUAAGGUAUUUAAAAAGGGCCUUACUCCAGAUUGUAGCAUAGAAUGUAUUAAGAAUGAUGUUUUGAUGCAGUUUAGCAGAAAGAUAUAAUACAAAAAGGAAGUAAAUAAUUUCUUACACACCAUCAGAAUUUUUUCACCAAGAAUGUGCAGUCAUUGUUGUGAGAAGUAAUAAAGGAAAUUGAGUUAUUAUCCAACAUCAGAAUGUCGAAGGAAGGAUUGUGCAAAAGAUGAAAUAUAGAAAUCAUAUUGAUUAUAUCUACAUUUGUUGUAUGUUGCAUUACAGUUUUAAGUUGUAUUUUAUUCCUUUGCAUUUAAGAAAUUAAGUUAAAGAGGAGGAAUUAAAUCAUAUGCAUUGCUCUUUGAGGUAGAAGAUUAUAUGAUUUUAGAUAUAAUUAGUGAAGACAUUGAAAUACCUGAAAUGUAUUUAUCAAUAAUCUUAGCUGCAUAUGAGAUUAUAUAUUUCUAAUUUACUCA
Molecule: messenger RNA, 4969 nt
Organism: Penaeus vannamei (Pacific white shrimp)
Lineage: Eukaryota; Metazoa; Arthropoda; Malacostraca; Decapoda; Penaeidae
Source: RefSeq, a predicted model, not a curated record